This is a messenger RNA of Malus domestica (apple), 912 nucleotides long. RefSeq lists its product as uncharacterized. Gene Ontology annotation, biological process: response to desiccation. Lineage: Eukaryota; Viridiplantae; Streptophyta; Magnoliopsida; Rosales; Rosaceae. The record is from RefSeq and is a predicted model, not a curated record.
UGUCACUCCAAGUAUCCAAUUCAAACCCUUAAAAAUCCCAACCCUCUCUCGCUCUCUGUCCGAACUCCGAAAAAGAGUGGUAAUUUUGCUGGCACUCCAUGGGCAAAAAGGUCAAAUGGAGCUGGACCUCCGCCGCAAUCGGAGCGGCAUCGGCUCUAGCCAUGACGGCGCUCUUGUCGUCAAAGCCCAAAGAUCCAACCUUCCACCUCAUCUCAAUCAACCUUACCUCCUUCAAGCUCAACCUCCCAGUCCUCGAAGCCGACCUCAUCCUCACCGUACAUGUCACCAACCCCAACAUCACCCCCGUCCACUACUCCUCCACCGCCAUGUCCAUCUUCUAUCACGGCUCCCUUCUCGGCUCUGCCCAAGUCCAGGCCGGCUCUCAGCCCCCCAAAUCGUGCCAGCUGCUCCGGCUGCCGGCUCGGCUCGACGGGCUGCAGCUGGCCCAGCACGCUGCUAGCUUUGUUGCCGACGUGGCGAAGCGGGAGAUGGUGCUCGACGCCGCUGUGGAUAUCGCGGGCACGGCGAGGGUUUUGCUGUGGGAUCACAAGUUUAAGGUGCACGUGGAUAGUCACGUGACGGUUGAUCCGGUUUUUCUUGAUGUCAUUGAACAGGAAAGUAAGUCCGAGAUGGAGAUUUUUGUUGCUUGAUUAGUGGUUGGGAUCAUGAACUACAGCUCUGUGUUAUGCAAAAUGCAUUUGGUCAAUGCAAUGAAAAAUGUGAUUUUAUUUUUUUAUUUUAUUCUAGCAGGGAAGCCAAGAAAAAAUUCGACAUAAAAGUACAAAAUCCGUCCUUCUCCUUGUAUAGUUUCCAGCGUGUCAAAUCGCAACCAAGCUCGGUCGAGCAAAUGUGAUGAUUGUGCUGGCGUGGUGAUGAAAUUUGGAAUUAAGGGAUUUCACUUUAUUUACGAAA